Leishmania braziliensis MHOM/BR/75/M2904 is the source of this 816-nucleotide messenger RNA. Its product is annotated as putative ubiquitin-conjugating enzyme protein. The record is from RefSeq and is a predicted model, not a curated record. The transcript has a single exon. Bases 1 to 816 code for a protein of 271 amino acids. Gene Ontology annotation, biological process: protein polyubiquitination; ubiquitin-dependent protein catabolic process. NCBI's taxonomy places the organism in Eukaryota, Euglenozoa, Kinetoplastea, Trypanosomatida, Trypanosomatidae. Gene Ontology annotation, molecular function: ubiquitin conjugating enzyme activity.
AUGUCGGCCCUUCCGCACAUUCAGAAAGAGUUUCGCAACCUCACCAAGGACCCACCUGCGGGUUUCCGGGUGGAACUAAAAGACAACAGCUUCUUCACGUGGAUUGUAUGGUUCACCGGCCCGGAGGGAACCCCUUACGCUGGUGGGCAGUACAAAGCAUCGCUGACGUUCCCGAAGGAGUUUCCGAUGGAGCCGCCUACUUUCCGAGUCCUCUCGUCCUUUUGGCACCCGAAUGUGUACGCCGAUGGGCGGGUGUGCAUUUCCAUACUGCACCCCCCAGGCGUGGAUGAGAUGAACUCGGAGGAAACCGCGAUGAUGCGCUGGACACCGGUGCAGACCAUCCGCUCCGUCUUACUCUCCAUCGUCUCCCUUUGGAGCGACCCCGAUCCGUCCGACGCCGGCGCCCCGGCCAACGUGGAUGCCCUUGUGCAGUACCGCAACAAGCGUGCCGAGUUUGAUGCAAAGUGCAAGAGUCUAGCAGAGAAGUCUCUCACAGAGCUCCCGGAAGACUUUGAACCGCCAUGCAUGGAAGAGAAGGUGGAGGUAACUAAGGCAUCGGGUGACAACUUUGACUAUAUGCUCUCCGAAGCGGAUCUUGAGGAUGAGGAAGACUUCGACGAUUUUAGCGCCUCUGCUCCUGCCGCGUCCGCGAGCGCUGGCGCUGCCGCCUCGAGCGAUCCAGCAAAGAAGUAUGCGGUGGAAUUGAUGCAGCUCCGAGCGAUGGGAGUGGGUGAGGGCAAAUCUGACGCUGACAUGCUGAAUCUGCUAAUCAAAUACCGUGGAGAGCUGGCCAGUGUCAUUGCAGACCUAUCAUGA